This is a messenger RNA of Nicotiana tabacum (common tobacco), 639 nucleotides long. The record is from RefSeq and is a predicted model, not a curated record. NCBI's taxonomy places the organism in Eukaryota, Viridiplantae, Streptophyta, Magnoliopsida, Solanales, Solanaceae.
AUGUCUAUGAAGGUAUCUGUAGAAGAUUAUGAGGCACAAUCAAAGUUGAAUCAUGAACAAGCACAAGCUUUCAAGACCAUAUUACAUAGUGUAGACUCUGGAACAACGGGAUUAUAUUUUGUAGAUGGACCUGGGGGAAUUAGAAAAAUAUUCUUAUAUCGUGCAUUACUAGCAAAUGUUAGAUCAAGAGGUAUGAUAGCUUUGGCAACUGUAACCAGUGGUGUAGCAGCCGCAAUAUUACCAGGAGGUCGUACAGCUCGCUCUAGAUUUGACAUACCUCUUCAAACAAAUGAUACAACUAUGACAAAAAUGUCAAAACAAAGCGGUGUUGCUAAGUUAAUAAGACAAGCAAAAUUAAUAAUAUGGGAUGAAGUACCCAUGGCAAAGCGUCAAACAAUUGAAACAGUUGACGGGAGUUUUCACGAUAUAAUGGAUGUCAAUGUACCUUUUGGUGGAAAAGUAAUGGUCUUUGGAGGCGAUUUCCGACAAGUAUUGUCAGUUGUUCCAAAAUCUACAAGAGCAGAGACGGUUAAUGCAAGUUUAGUGAAAUCAUAUUUAUGGCCUUUAAUGGAAAAGAUACAUUUCACAACAAAUAUGAGAGCAAGAGCAGAUCCAAAUUUCAGUAAUUUCUUACUUCGU